CCCAGCAAAAGGAUAGGGAUAGGAUGUGCUUUAAUGCAAGAUGUGGUCGUAAUCUGAGAUGCGACAUGCGAAUAGCAAAAAAUCGAACGUCAAAUGCAGCAAUUCCAUUUAACAUAUGUGAGGCAGAAAGAGUGGCUAUGCGAGACGAAAGAUAAAAGGAACAGGAAAAAGCAGAAAAUGUCUAUCCGCAGGUCCCGUUCCAGGUCGUAUCGUAAUAAUUCAAUUUCAUAAAAUAAUAGCAUGUGGCUUAAUGACCCAAUUGAUUAUUGUUUAUGUUCAUGGUCGAAGAAUGUCUCUUUUGUAAAUGAUCGAGCCUAAAAAUAAAACUAGCAACGAUGGCUGGAACGCGACAUCAUGUGCGUUAUUGACGUUAUGCUAACGCUACGCAACGUUAGUGAUUGACAUUUGUGACGCAUCACGCUGACUGACGAGUGACGGCAUUUUUGUUCCCGUUUGCUAUCCUUCGGAAAAAAUUCAUGGCUUGGGAAACUUUUCUUUCCUAAAACCAAGGAAAAACUAGUAAAACACGCUAUAAAUAGUUCAAAAAUAACUUAGGCGAAAAUGGAAACCGGGAAAGACGUUCUCAUCGAACGUCAAUCCGCUUCUCGCGAGGCAAGUCCAGCAGAGUCCCACAAAUCAGUACCACGAUCACGUUCUAGGUCGGUGGAACGUAGUCGCUCAAGAAGUCCAAGCGCAGCUGUUACAAAGUCUCGUUCACCGUCGGCCAAUUCGGUCCAUAGUGAAGCAUCGCGAAGCUCGAGUACUGGCUCAGGAAAAGCGAGAUCACGCAGCCCAAAUACGACAGCAGAGCAAAAUAGCACUAAAGAAAGUAUUGAAUUGGAACAAAGUAAAUCUGAUUCCAAAUCUCCGGAGCCCGGACAUAUUACGAAUGGUUUAGGAAUGCGGUCAAAAAGUGGAUCACCGGUUCUACGCAAAAGUCGUAGUCGUAGUGUCGGUUCUAACAGGUCUAAACGAUCCCGUUCGGCAAGUAACGAUAAAAAUGUUCCAUCUCGUCCGAAGUCCAGAUCCAAAUCUCGGUCUAGAUCGAAUAGUAUCGUCAAAUCCAGAUCUAGGUCCCGCUCGAAAACCAAAUCGCGGUCUAGGUCAAAAAGCCCCAUAAUAUCGCGAUCGAAGUCUAAAUCCAGAUCCAAAUCCCAUUCGAAGUCGCGAUCUAAAUCGAGAUCCAGAUCCAAAUCCCAUUCGAUCGCGUCGCGAUCUAAAUCUCGUUCAAAAUCGAGAUCAAGGUCAAAAUCCCGUUCGAAGUCACGUUCAAAAUCGCGAUCCAAAUCUAGAUCCAGGUCAAAGUCCCACGCGAAGUCGCGUUCAAAAUCGCGAUCCAAAUCCCACUCAAAAUCACGGUCUAAGUCCCGUUCGGAAUCGCGUUCGAAGUCACCAUCUAAGUCUCGCUCGAGAUCACCACCUAAAUCUCGUUCAAAGUCGCGGUCCAAGUCUCAUUCAAAAUCACGCUCGAGAUCGCGGUCUAAAUCACCAUCAAAGUCCCGCUCUAGAUCGCGAUCCAAGUCUGGCUCAAGAGUGCGGUCCAAAACCCGGUCACGCUCUAAAUCACCAUCCAAAACUCGCUUAGGGUCUCAUUCGAAAUCUCGAUCGAGAUCACGAUCUAAAAGUAGAUCCAGAUCCCGCUCAAAAUCACGUUCGAGAUCACGAUCCAAAAGCCGAUCUAGAUCAAAAAGCAGAUCGAGAUCCCGCUCAAAAUCGCGAUCGAUGUCGCGGUCAAGUUCCAAGUCAAAAUCGCGCUCCAGAAGUCGAAGUCGUUCGGGAAGUAAGCGUCGCAGUCGCAGUAGGAGCAGCAGAUCCAAGAGUCGUUCAAGGUCACGUUCUCCAUCAGGAUCGAGAUCUAGAAGUCGCUCGAGUGGGCGCAAGAGUCGCAGUCGAAGUAGGAAAUCUGGAUCCAGAUCACGCUCUCGGUCAGGAUCAAAAUCAGAUUCCAGAUCAAAAUCACGAUCUAGAAGUCGCAGUCGCUCAGGAAGUCGAGCAAGUUCGAAACGAAAUCGGAGCCGUAGUCGAAGUUCUGGUAAGUCGCGAAGCCGAUCCAGAUCACGUUCCGGAAAGUCACGUUCAAAAAGUCGCUCGGUAUCACCGUCCAACAAAAAGAAACGUGCUGGUGUCUUGAGUGAUUCAGAAGACGAGGAAGGUGGAGAAGACAAGUCCCCAAAGAAGAGGGCUAAAAUAACAGAUUCUGACCACGAGGGCGAAGAACUGGAGGAAGCAGUAGAGCCUCAAACGGGACCAGAAGCGAAAGAAGACGACACACAGGCAGAUGCCGAUAGGCCUCUUGUUGAUGCUGGAGAUUCAGAUGACGAGGGAGUUCGCAAGGGCGCUGGUGGUGAGUUCAUCUCAGACUUUGAGUUGAUGUUAGCUCGGAAGAAAGAAGAAAAAUCUAAACGACGCAAGCGGAACGAUAUCGACCUUAUUAACGACAAUGACGAUUUAAUUGCCCAACUACUGCAACAAAUGCGUCAAGCGGCCGAGGAUGAUAGACAGUUGAACAAAGAUGGACAACCGGCAACUAAAAAGAUAGCCAUCCUAAAAUAUUCAAUGUCUCAGUUGAUCAAAAAAGAUUUACAGCUAGCAUUUCUCGAGCAUAAUGUGCUUAACGUUCUUACGGACUGGCUGGCUCCGUUGCCAAACAAAUCGUUACCAUGUUUGCAAAUUCGUGAAUCAAUUCUAAAAUUACUGUCCGAUUUUCCCUGCAUUGACAAGUCCUAUCUAAAGCAAUCAGGAAUUGGCAAAGCAGUUAUGUAUUUGUAUAAACACCCGCGGGAGACAAAAUGGAACCGCGAACGUGCCGGUAAAUUGAUUUCCGAAUGGGCUAGGCCGAUUUUCAAUUUGAGCACCGACUUUAAAGCGAUGACUCGCGAGGAACGACAGGCGCGAGAUUUGCAGCAGAUGCCUAAAAAACGUAGAUUGUCACCGGAACCACAGAGUCAAAGUAGCACUAGCAAGAAAGGUCUACCCUUUACUGAAGCCGAAAAGGGUGCUCUACGACCGGGAGAUAAAGGAUGGGUUCAGCGAGCUCGAGUUCCAAUGCCUUCGGAUAAAGAGUACAUUAAUCGACCCAAAUCGACCAGCGAUGUGGAUAUGAGCCAUAUCACUAAGAAGAAGAUGAAUCGAUACGAAAAACAUUUGAAAAAAUUUAUCGAUGCCAAACGUCUGAAAUCCUCUAGGCGAGCGGUUGAAAUUUCUAUUGAAGGCAGGAAGAUGGCACUCUGAAAAGUAGUUUCUGGUGAAAUGUUAGACAAUUCAUAUAACUUUUAAACAGUUUGCAGAAAUGCCAUUUGAACUUCUAGUAACAUUAUCUUCAGACCCAGUCAAAAUGAAUAUUCUAAAUGAUUCAACCAGACAAGGAAUGGAAUUCUGAUGGCUUAAACGGUUUGUUCUUCGUGCUUGUCUAUAUAAACAAGUCUUAGGCUUUUUUUGAAUAUAAAGGCUUGUAACGGAA
Molecule: messenger RNA, 3460 nt
Organism: Topomyia yanbarensis
Lineage: Eukaryota; Metazoa; Arthropoda; Insecta; Diptera; Culicidae
Product: serine/arginine repetitive matrix protein 5
Exons: 9
Coding region: 562-3231 (889 amino acids)
Biological process (GO): poly(A)+ mRNA export from nucleus
Cellular component (GO): nucleus
Source: RefSeq, a predicted model, not a curated record